This is a messenger RNA of Babesia sp. Xinjiang, 1605 nucleotides long. Its product is annotated as U4/U6 small nuclear ribonucleoprotein Prp4. Gene Ontology annotation, biological process: mRNA splicing, via spliceosome. The coding region runs from base 1 to 1605 and encodes 534 amino acids. The transcript has a single exon. Lineage: Eukaryota; Apicomplexa; Aconoidasida; Piroplasmida; Babesiidae. Gene Ontology annotation, molecular function: U4 snRNA binding; U6 snRNA binding; protein binding. The record is from RefSeq and is a predicted model, not a curated record. Gene Ontology annotation, cellular component: U4/U6 x U5 tri-snRNP complex.
AUGUUGAAUAUGGGCUAUUGGGGGCCAUCUGACGGCGUAUCAGAUGUCAGCGCCCUUAAGGAAUUUGAAUUGAAGAGUAAACUAUACAGCGUACAAGUUGGAAUAACAACUAACGAUGUGGAAGUAAAAAAGAUACUCAGAGCACUUAUAGAGCCCAUAACCAUAUUCGGUGAGGGUAAAUACGAACGGAGAGAAAGGCUUAAAAAAAUAUUGCUAUUUAAGUAUGAUCGACUAUUCCAUGGUAAAGAUGUCACGAGUGCUGUUGCAAGCUCAAGUGAAGCGAAGAAUCUAUACGAUGCUAUCAGGGCGUUCAAUAUCGACAUGUCGAAUGUUUUUUCUAAGAAGGGGGUGUUCGGAGAAGUGUCUCAACAGGAAAAUGUCCAGGAUAAUGCAGAUAAAGAGCUGUUCUAUACAGAGGGAAGUGAGGAGGUUAAACAGCUGAGAAGCGAUCUUGCGCAUCACACAUGGGAACGAACACGUAAAAGGAAACGGCUUAUCCAUAACUAUAGGAAUAUUACAGACCAAUUUGAACAUAAGGACGAUAUAGACAGGUAUGGGAGCUACCUAACAGAUUCUCUUGUGCUUGCAUAUUCACACUUGGCGGCCGAUAGGCCUCUUACUGCGUCUAAAUUCGCUCCGAAUAUGAAAUAUAUCGCAGUAGGUAGUUUCUGUAGCUAUGUCAAUGUGUUUCAUUAUAAGCCAGAGGAAAACUUCCCCAUGGCUAGAAAGUUGGAAAACGCUUGUAAGGAGAUGAUACAUUGUUUAGAUUGGAACUGCAAGAGGAACCCAAUAUACGAUCAUAACGCUGCUCCAUCGGAUAUUAACGAUGAGGAAUUGCUAUUGGCUACUGGAGGAUCUGGUGGGACAAUAUCGUUAUGGAGGCCAUUUCCCAAACAAGUGUGCGACCAUGAUGGUCCUGAUUUUUGUGUACACAGUGUCAAACUUCAUGAUGAGCGGGUUAAUCGCAUUAAAUUUCAUAAUUUUAGAGAUAUAUUGUUAAGCUCAUCCGCAGACGAAACUGUCAGGCUAUUUGAUACACAUGCUAUGCAGGAAAUCUAUAUACAGGAAGGCCACAGCCAUGGAGUGCAUGGCCUGGCUAUUAACGGGGACGGUAACCUGGUUGCAUCCGGCGAUAUGCAUGGCGUGGUUUUGAUAAUAGACCUUAGAACUGGGAAGCAUAUAUUCCAGCAACCUAUGCAUAAUGGCAAGGUCACUGCGAUAGAUUUCCAUCCUGUGUAUAACCACCUAAUGGCAACCGCGUCCGAUGAUAAUGCUGUCAAACUGUUUGAUCUCAGGAAGGUCAGGGCUGGUAGCGCACUUUUAGCGCAUACCAAGCUUGUAAGUGAUAUGCAGUUUGAACCUAUUUACGGUCGUUACCUUGCGACAGGUUCAUUUGAUACCCAUCUCAAAGUGUGGGAUACUGCAGAAUAUAAAUGUAGGAAAGUACUAUCGAACAACGAAGCUAAAAUCAUGAGCGUCAACAUAGCUCCAGACUCCUCGGCUAUAGUGACAGCGUGUUAUGACCGUACCUUACGUAUAUUCAAGCCAAACUAUACCCAUGACGAGGUGACGGAGCUUGGCAUAUAUCGCACAAUCCACCAGUGA